This is a messenger RNA of Porites evermanni, 663 nucleotides long. Lineage: Eukaryota; Metazoa; Cnidaria; Anthozoa; Scleractinia; Poritidae. The record is from the annotation of a GenBank genome assembly.
AUGCCAGCCCUUCCUUUUGGAAAUCUUCUACAAUCGAACAUUCUUCCACGAAUGCAAAGCAAGCCUGGAAAUGCCGUAUCGUCUCAUAGUCAACCUUUCUUGUUCCGCUUCAGUGAUCCACUUAGCCUCGAUCAGUGUGGAUCGGUUUGUCGCCGUUGCGUUCCCUCUUCACCACAAAAUUUUCAUGAAAAAUGCGGACUUGUGAUUUUGCUAACAGCUUCUUGGGCACUACCGAUUUCAGUUCCUGUUUUGAUGGUUCUCCUUCCGCCGUCCUUUCCCAAAAAGUUCAUGGCGAUGACAUCGUUUUCCUUGAGCUACUUCGUCAUCAUCUUUUCAUACUUUAUGAUCGUAGUAUUUCUGCUCAGGUAUAAGAAGAAAAGAAGGGACCUAACAGCCCGUACAGUUUCCAUAAAGUUUACUUCGCGCAGGGAGGUCCGUGUUGCUUACACUUUAGCUAUUGCAACCGGAGUUUUUACAGUUUGUUGGGUUCCAGUAAAGACUAUGAGGUUUGUCAUAGGUAUGAAGCCAAACAGCCCUUUACACAUGUGGCUCCGGACCUUGGCUCUGUCAAACUCAGCCAUGAAUUUUCUGAUUUACUCUGCAAGAAUGCGCGCCAUCAAAGAGGCAUACUUAAAUAUCUUUCAAAAGAUAUGUCGCUUGUAG